AUGGCUGACCAAGGCUACGGCCAAUUCCCGCCGCAGCAGUACGGUCAACAACCACCGUAUCCUGAUCCUGCCACCGCCGGCACGCCUCCCCCCGCCCAGGCCACACAAGCUCCCGGAGCAGAAGGAGCAGCAGGAAAGAAGAAGAAGCGAGGUUAUGCGACCCAGGCUUUCGAGUUUGGUGCCGGUGGAAAUGCCGCCAUUGGAGGCCAGACAACGGGCGGUAUGCCUCCGCCCCCUGGUGUAGGCGGCGCAGUACCAGCAGCUGCCGGCUACCCAGGUCAACCAGAGUUCCAGGCUGGAUAUGCCGGCUCUCCUGCUCCGGCCUACGGUGGUGCGCCGGCAGCACCCGGCUACGGCGCUCCUGCAGCCGCUGCUCCUGGUGUUGGUGGUUACCAAGCUCCAGAUGCCUACUAUCAAGGAGGAGCUGGGACUCCUGGAGCUCCCCAGGGCGUCGCUGGCAUUACCGCUGGUAUGGCGGGCAUGAACGUGGGAGCACAGCCUGCCCAGCAAGCUGGACAACAGUCGCGACUCGCUCUGAACCAGCUAUACCCUACUGAUCUGUUGAACCAACCCUUCAACGUCUCCGAGCUCGACCUACCGCCGCCCCCUUGCAUUCUCCCACCAAAUUCCAGUGUUACGCAGUCUCCCACUGCAAACUGCCCGCCAAAGUACAUGCGAUCUACACUCAACGCAAUUCCCACACAGAACUCCCUUCUGAAGAAGUCAAAGCUGCCUUUCGCUCUCGUCAUUCAGCCCUAUGCGGCCUUGCAUGACAUUGAUGACGACGUUCCAGUUGUACAGGACCAGGUCAUCGCUCGAUGCCGCAGGUGCAGGACCUACAUCAACCCCUAUGUUGUCUUCUUGGACCAGGGCCACAGAUGGCGUUGCAACAUGUGCAACCUGACCAACGAUGUUCCCCAGGCCUUUGAUUGGGAUGCAGCUGCACAAAAGAGUGUCAACCGCUGGGAUCGACCAGAGUUGAACCACUCCGUUGUUGAAUUUGUUGCCCCGCAGGAGUACAUGGUCCGCCCGCCCCAGCCGCUGGUGUAUCUCUUCCUUUUCGAUGUUAGCUACGCUGCAGUCUCUACCGGUCUGCUCGCAACAAGCGCGCGUACAAUCCUCGACAGCCUAAACAGAAUACCAAACGCAGAUCGAAGAACUCGUCUUGGUUUCAUGGCCGUGGACUCGAGCUUGCACUACUUUUCUAUCCCCAAGGACGGCGAGGAAAACACCGAGACCAGCAUGCUCGUGGUCAGCGACCUGGAUGAGCCGUUCUUGCCUGUCCCCCAAGAUCUCCUGGUUCCCCUGACCGAGAGCAGAGAGAGCAUCGAAACCUUUCUCAACAAGCUCCCCGAGAUGUUUCAGAACAACCAGAACAACGGAUCGUGCAUGGGCUCGGCUCUGAGGGCUGGACACAAACUGAUCUCGCCCCUUGGUGGUAAGAUUACCGUGUUGAGUGCUUCCUUGCCCAAUUUGGGCGUUGGAAAGCUGGAGAUGAGAGAGGACAAGAAACUCCUCGGAACUUCAAAGGAAAGUAGUUUGCUUCAGACGGCAAACAGCUUCUACAAGUCCUUUGCCGUUGAGUGCUCCAAGAACCAGGUUUCGAUCGACAUGUUCCUUUUCUCCUCCCAGUACCAGGAUGUGGCAUCUCUCAGCAACUUGCCCCGCUACACUGGUGGUCAAACAUGGUUCUACCCUGGCUGGAAUGCAGGCCGUCCGGAAGACGCCAUCAAGUUUGCUCGCGAGUUCAGCGACUAUCUAUCUUCCGAGAUUGGUCUGGAGGCUGUGCUCAGAGUGCGUGCAACUACUGGAUUACGCAUGAGUACCUUUUACGGUAACUUCUUCAACCGAAGCUCUGAUCUCUGUGCAUUCCCUGCCUUCCCCCGCGACCAAUGUUACGUGGUCGAGGUUGCUAUCGACGAGACAUUGCAGAAGAACUACGUUUGUUUGCAGGCGGGUGUGCUCUACACUACAUGCAAUGGUGAGAGGCGCAUCCGUGUCAUGACCCUCGCCAUUCCUACCACCACGAACCUGGCAGAUAUCUAUGCCUCGGCAGAUCAGUGCGCCAUCACGACCUAUUUCAGCCACAAGGCGGUAGAGCGCGCGCUUAGCUCCGGACUCGACGCUGCGCGUGAUGCUCUGCAGAGCAAGUUGAUUGAGCUUCUGCAGACGUUCAAGAAAGAAAUCGGCGGUGGAGGUGCUGGUUUGCAGUUCCCUGCAAACUUGCGCGGUCUUCCUGCGCUUUUCCUGGGCUUGAUCAAGAACGUUGGUCUCAGAAGAUCAUCGCAGAUCCCGUCUGAUCUCCGAUCUGCCGCGCUCUGCCAACUGUCUACGCUCCCCCUACCGCUCCUCAUGCAGUAUAUUUACCCCAGACUUUACUCGUUACAUGACAUGCCCGACAACGCUGGAGUGCCGGACCCAGAGACUAGUCAGAUCGUGCUCCCGCCUCCUUUGAACCUCUCAUCAGAACGAUUCGUUAGCUAUGGCUUGUAUCUGAUAGAUGACGGACAGACGCAAUUCAUCUGGGUUGGUAGAGACGCUGUGCCACAACUGCUUCAAGACGUCUUUGGCGUGGCAGACAGAACACAGCUCAGAGUGGGCAAGGGAUCCAUUGCCGAACUGGACAAUGACUUCAACGAGCGGGUGCGUGCCGUCAUUCAGAAGAGCCGGGAUCACCUGUCUCGGGGUGUUGGCAGCAUCAUUGUUCCCCACCUCUACAUUGUCCGGGAGGAUGGAGAGCCUAGCCUGAAGCUAUGGGCCCAGACAUUGCUGGUGGAAGACAGGGCAGAUCAAGGCAUGAGCUUUGGCCAGUGGAUGAGCAGCUUGAGAGAAAAGGUGAGCAGUUGA
Pestalotiopsis fici W106-1 is the source of this 2847-nucleotide messenger RNA. Its product is annotated as Protein transport protein sec-24. Gene Ontology annotation, cellular component: endoplasmic reticulum exit site; COPII vesicle coat. The record is from RefSeq and is a predicted model, not a curated record. Gene Ontology annotation, molecular function: SNARE binding; zinc ion binding. Gene Ontology annotation, biological process: endoplasmic reticulum to Golgi vesicle-mediated transport; COPII-coated vesicle cargo loading; intracellular protein transport. NCBI's taxonomy places the organism in Eukaryota, Fungi, Ascomycota, Sordariomycetes, Amphisphaeriales, Sporocadaceae. Bases 1 to 2847 code for a protein of 948 amino acids. The transcript has 2 exons.